AGCAAAUCAGAAUGGUAGGACCAAUCAAAUAGAUGAAGGGUCUGGAUUUUCUGUUUUGCCAUUGGUUUCUAUUUAAGGAAAUCAUGGUGUGGUGAUAGUCGUCGCUGAAUCAUAUCAUGCAAGCUAAGGAAGGGCAACCCUCCAGGAAGCUAGGAACCCAAUAGUAAGCAGACAAUUGUGAGUUUGCUCAACAUUCAGGUACUAGUGGGGAAGAAUGAGUAGUCCAAAUCCAAUGGGGAUGAGCGGACGUAAUCCUGCAGAAAGAAAUAAUAUAUUCUCAUUUCUGAAUGAGAUUUGGCAACAAUGGAACGUCCAAGCCAUCGUUCUGGCGAGUCUAGCCUUCCAGGUAGUGCUAAUAUUUGCAGCUCCGACAAGAACACGAGCCAAGGGCAACCUUCGCAUCCUCACUCUCUGGAGCGUGUAUCUUCUAGCUGACUAUAUCGCUACAUAUGCCAUAGGCCUCAUCAACAAUGGCAGCCAAAUUCGAACUACAGGUAACGAAGCUGCGGCGGCUUCUUGCGGCGCAUUUAAACGCCUGGACCUCGCGCCUCUCUGGGCUCCUUUCCUCUUGCUCCACUUGGGUGGCCCCGACACCAUUACUGCGUUUGCUAUUGAGGAUAACGAGCUUUGGCACCGCCAUUUGCUAAGCUUGAUUGUUCAGCUUCUAUCUGUUCUCCUCGUCUUUUACCGCUACCGUAUACACAAGAAUAGAUUCUUGAUCCCAACGGGGCUCACUUUUAUCGCGGGGGUCAUCAAGUACGCGGAACGCACCCGUUCUUUGAACCGGGCGUCUCUCCCGAAUUUAAAGAAGUCGAUGCGCGAGGAUCCUGAUGCCGGGCCGGAUUACGCCCAGCUUAUGGAGGAAAUGGCGUCUAAGCAGGCGGCGAAUCUUCCCGUCAAGAUCGAUAUAAACCGCGAGAAAGGAGCGAAAGCGGAUACGGGGGAGGAUGGGGGGAUUAUUCAGCUCGAAGAGGUUGAAGUUAUAAGGCAUGGGUACAAAUUCUUCAAGACCUUCAAAGGCCUCAUUGUUGAUCACAUGUUUAGCUUCCUGGAGCGCGACGAGAGUAGGACAUUCUACACAUCAUUAAAGUUUAAGGAUGCUUUUAGAGUGAUGGAAAUGGAGCUCAACUUCAUCUACGAUGCCAUGUUCACUAAGAUGAGCGCCGUCCGUAGCGUCUCCGGCUACAUAUUCCGUUUCAUCUGCACCGCUCUACUUAUAUCUGCCACCGUCACAUUCUCCCUGUCCCUGAAGAAGCAUCAUGACCACCCUAUACAUAUGGGUGACAAAAUUGUCACCUAUUUCUUGCUGGGCGGUGGGGUUGCCUUAGAUUUGAUUGCGAUAAUGGAGCUCAUCUUUUCCAAGUGGACCAUAGCUUCUCUACUUGUGGGUUCCGAGAAGAGUCUUACUACAAGCACCUCCGCCCCGAACUGGAGGAAAAAGCUAGCCAAAGCGAUUCAAAAAAUGAAGGGAAUCAUUCCGACCAAGCGUUGGUCGGAGGAAAUGCAUCAGUAUAGCUUCAUCAAUCACUGCUUACACAAGUGGCCGAAUUGGGUCUCCUAUUUGAUUGACCAGGUUGGGCUUAUAGAGGCGGUUUGUUCUUGCCUAUAUGGUAAAACUCGAGAUGUUGAAGAAAAACUGAAAGAGCUUAUUUUCAAUGAGAUCAAGAGAAAGGGUAAGCAGGCAACCAAAACCAGUGUUGCAAAGGAGAUUUCUUCGUCUAAAGGAGAAUGGACACUCCUUGACUAUAACUGUGGCCCAGAAAUCCAUUUCAGCGUUAGCCAAGAUGUGGAGUACGAUGAGUGUGUGCUAAUGUGGCAUAUUGCUACUGAGAUAUUUUAUUUCAGUAGUUCCAGAGCAAAAUCCAGUAGUGAUGAAGUUCAUGAUGCAGAUAUAUGUAGAUACAUCUCAGAAUACUUGUUGUAUCUAUUGGUGAUGGAGCGGAAAAUGACCUCUGCAGUGGCAGGCAUUGUGGAAAUCAGGUUCAGAGACACCUGCGAGGAAGCCACCAAUUUCUUCAAAAGACAACAAAAGCAGAAAACCUGCCAUUCUCUUCUUGAAACAUUCAAGAAGCUCAAGAAAGCAUGCGGGUUGUACUUGUAUUCCAUGAUGUUAUCCACAUGGGACGACAUUAAAUACGCGUUUACCUUCAAAUGCUUCACAGAAAAGGGGAGAAAGAGGAAGCCAACCCUGUGGGAAGAACACCAGAACACAGAGGAAGACGAGAAAAGAAAAGGAGCGUGUGAGUGGCUAAAAUCAGUGAACCCACAAGUGAAGCCGUCGGAAGUGAAGGGAGAUAGAAGCAAGUCGCUGUUAUUUGAUGCGUGUAUACUUGCAGGGCAUCUGGAAAGGCUGUGCGAUAAAAACACUCCCUAUACUGAAAAUGAAGUGUGGGGAAUGAUGAGUAAAGUGUGGGUGGAAUUGUUGUCUUAUGGAGCCUGCAAUUGCAGAGGAGACGCUCAUGCUCAGUACCUGGGCAAAGGGGGAGAGCUGCUCACAUUUGUUUGGCUUUUAAUGGCGCAUUUUGGACUAGGAGAGCAGUUCAGAAUCGAGGCCGGACACGCCAGAGCAAAGUUGAUUGUGGGAAAGGAGGACAUCAACUAAACUAAUCACUUUAAUUUGGUCAUCCAAUAAAUCAUAUAUGCAUGUAAUCAUCUCAUCUUUCUUUCUCCUCUGGGAUUUAUCCAAAGCAUUUAAUUUCUUUAAUUUGUUAGUUGUAAUAGCAGGUGGCCGGCGGGUUGAUACGUAAUUGUUCUGAUCUACUACAAACUGUUACUACAUUAUUGCUCAUAAUUGAAGUGUCGGAAUAAUAUUUCACU
This is a messenger RNA of Ipomoea nil (Japanese morning glory), 2817 nucleotides long. RefSeq lists its product as uncharacterized. The record is from RefSeq and is a predicted model, not a curated record. The coding region runs from base 215 to 2602 and encodes 795 amino acids. Lineage: Eukaryota; Viridiplantae; Streptophyta; Magnoliopsida; Solanales; Convolvulaceae. The transcript has 3 exons.